Messenger RNA from Impatiens glandulifera, 1072 nucleotides. RefSeq names its product proline-rich protein 1-like. The transcript has 2 exons. NCBI's taxonomy places the organism in Eukaryota, Viridiplantae, Streptophyta, Magnoliopsida, Ericales, Balsaminaceae. The record is from RefSeq and is a predicted model, not a curated record. The coding region runs from base 27 to 965 and encodes 312 amino acids.
ACAAGUAACAAAACAAAGAACAAAUCAUGUCUUCUUGUUUCCUCUCCAUACCCACUUUAUGUCUUUCAAUAUUCCUGCUUCUUGUCAACCUUAAUGUUUCAGAAUCAUCAUCCAAGUUUAAGACCAAUAAGAAUGCCAUUGUUGUUGGCACUGUCUAUUGCGAUACUUGCUUCCAAGAUGUUUUCUCUCGCCCCACCAACUUCAUCUCAGGAGCUUUGGUCGCCGUAGAAUGUGGAGGCAGAGACAAAACGGAGGCGGAUUUCAGGCAAGAAGUGGAGACAGACGAACAUGGAGAAUUCAGAGUUCAACUCCCUCUCUACAUCAGCAAACAUCUCAAACGAAUCAAAGGAUGUUCAAUCAACCUCGUACGAAGUAGUGACCCUUAUUGCGCCGUCGCAUCAACCGCAACUUCAUCUUCAAUCCGUCUUAAGUCAACGAAAAAUCAUAUUUUCUCAGCCGGAUUCUUCACCUUCAAACCGUUAAAUCAACCGACUUUAUGUAGCCAGAAGCCAACAAAUCCAUUUCCAUCUAAAUUCGAUACUAGUUUUCCUCCUCCACUUGAAGAUCCAUCACCAGGUUCUUUUCUCUCUCCUCUUCUUGAUCCCAUUUUGCCUCCGGUGCUAAGUAACCUUCCGCAGCUGCCUCUGCUCCCACCACUUCUAGAAACUUCGAAAGUCUCGCCGGAAGUUCCAUCGGAGAAGAAGGUGGGUAGUACUGGUAAUACACUUCCAGAUUUCUUAAACCCUUCUUCGCCGCCGCCUUCUUUGUUUCCUUCAAACCCUUCUACACCUCCACUGAUCAACAUUCCGCCGUUGAUUCCGGGUCUGCUUCCAUCUUCACCAUCACCACCUCUUUUUACACUUCCACUAAUUCCAACAUUCCCGUUUCAACCUUCUCCUGUCUUCCCUGGAAUCCCACUAGCUUCUUCUUCUACUUCUUCCACAAAGAAGACAUCCUCCCCGUAAACUAAUGAAGUGUUUCAAUUUUAAUCCAUGUAUAAUAAAAUUAGUGUCAAUCUCAUCUUAAUUAUGUUCUUAUUUUUACCCUUUACUUAUAACUUUAUAACUCUCAU